Durusdinium trenchii is the source of this 5158-nucleotide messenger RNA. The record is from the annotation of a GenBank genome assembly. Lineage: Eukaryota; Dinophyceae; Suessiales; Symbiodiniaceae.
CUGCACCCAACACCAUUUCUCAAUCUGAUAUGGCAACAGCUCAUGGCGACUCGCUACAUGAGACACUGCACGCCUUCGAGGUGUAUGCAACUGCCCUACAUCCUCUGCUGGAUAAUUUGGAAAGCCUCCAAAAGGCCUUGAGCCUCCUACUUCGAGGUGACAGUACCGGAGGUGGUGUUCUUGUGAACCUUGGGCCUUUGCUUGACAGAUGCUGUAUGGAUGAUGUGGUCAAGUGGUGCCUUGAACCUCGGGAGGGGCCAGCUGCCGUGGCCCGCGUCACCAUCUUAGAGUUUGCUGCUUCGGCUGCUGCGGACUCCACUGCGUCAUGGGUUCAGAUGCUGAUAGAUGAAGCACCUGCAGUUCUCACGAGAACACCCAACUUGGUGCCCAGCAAAUUUGGAAAUGUACUCUCUGGCCUUUUGAAGGAGGAGCAGGCCUCCGAGUGGCUCAAGUUGUUGGGGGAGCAAGCCUUUGCGCCCUCAUCGAACACAGCGACCGGUCCCUUGGAGAAGAGCGAAGCAUUCCAGGCCUUUGCCCAGGCUGCAACUGCAAUGCUACCCACCUUCAGCAACCAAUCCAUGUGUUCUGAUGCAUGGCAGGUUGCCCAUCGAGCCAUGCUGGACGAUGCUACAGUGAGGAAGAUCUGUGUCCAGCAACUCUUGCCAAGCCUGGCGUGUGUCAGCCACUCCCAUCAGGAGGCUGCUAGCCGAAUCUCUCAGAUGAUCCAAGCUGUGCUGGGAGCAGCAGAAGGCGGGAAGCAGUGCCUCAUCGCUUCGAUUCGAGAGGCCUUGAAUUUGGCCGUGGCCUUUUCCAACCUGUUGCUGGAGCACUGGAAACUCCCAUCUCUUCAAGGAGACCACAGCAAGAUCGGCGUCGUGUUGAUCUCGGACGGCCUGCGCUUGGGACUGAAGGACUGCGGUAGCUUGCGAAAGCAGGCACGCUUCUUGCUGGAAUCAGCAGUCCAGAGGGCCCUCGCCUGCAAGGAAGCAGAAAGCCAAUUUCGGCAAAUAGCCGGGGUGAAUCUGGCUUCCGUAGCUUCGGCGUGGAGAAGCUACUGGGAACUCUUUGAUACUCUGGAGGACUACUCCAGCCACUUGAUCAAGGCGAGUUGGGAUGCCCUGAGCUCACGCUUAGUGCAGUAUUUGGCCGAGCUCCCCAAGGGUUCAUGCCUUCCGCCCAUGGUUUUCAAUCCGAGCUGGCUGGAAGUGUUUUUGGUUCGGGCGCUCGACCAUGAUAAUGACAGCGUGCAGAAGUUCGUGCUGGGAAAGCUUAUGAGCCUCGAUCAACGAGCUGUAUGCCUUUCUGAGAGCUUUAUUCUGACCGAAGUCCUUCCCAGAUUUGGGCGUGGAAUCGACAGCCUGUAUCCUCGCACAGAUGUGGAGAGAAGUUUCGAACAUCAAGUGAAGAGCUUCUUCCUGGGCUUCUCUGCACAACAUCCUGAAGGUGCAGCUACGGCAGCAACGAGGUUGCUGGAAGCACUGUUUGAAGUGCCAGCGAUACAUUAUACUCCAGUGCGUUUGGUUCUUUCAGCACUGAUAGAAGCAGAACUGGACAAGCGCAUAUUGACAUCGAGCCGAACAUUGGAACUGACAGAUAGGUUCUUUAGCCAGGAGAUGCUUUUGCGAAUGCCAAACAGCAUCCGGCAGCUCCUGGCAUCAAUUUUCCUCCGAGUGCUUGUGCACCUGUGCAUAGAUUCCAAAGAUUCUUCGGAAUCUGCCAUUCUUGUGGCCAAAGUUGCCAAAACAUUUGCUUCAAUCCCUGAUGCCUUGCUUGUUCCUUUGCGACAUGAUCUUCGCAGCGUGGCGGAGAUGUGUCUCGCUUUGGACGCAGAUGCUGCUGCUGCUUGUGUUGGGAUGUUCAUGAACACCCUCGUGUCGAGCGAUGAUGGAAUGCUUCCAAUGGAGGCUGCUCAGUUGUCCCUGGGUGCAGUACGUCUUCUUUGGGCUUUGCAAAGCGGAAAGGAUUUCUUCGUGAGCUUGGCGUGGCCUGCCAUCGUACCUGCUUUACAGGAUUUGCACCGGCGCAGCUACAUGCCACGGAGGACCGCGGUCUCUGCUCUAUAUAUUCUAGCCUAUUCAGCCAGCUUGUGGCCAGAGGCUUCCACUCAGGUGGACUUACAUUCUGAAGCGCGAAGUGAGAUCCUCUCCUAUGUGGAGGGCAAAGCCUUGAUCUCCAUUGGGCAAGGGAGGCCAGAGGAGGUGGUGCAAGAAGCGCCAUGGGUCUGGCUCUACGCCCUGGUGCUGGAACGGUUCUGGCAUCCUUCUGCGCAGGUGUGCCAGGUACUUCUGACACACACCAAGAGCUUGCUCCAAGAAGAAGUCGGAACCGGGGCGGCCGCAGUGUUAAGUCAUGUUGCAGCUGCUUCACUGCUUGGUGCCAUGGCGCCCAAAGUUGACGUCGCUGAGCAGUGCAAGAUCUUUCAUCUCCUAUGCCAAUUUCAAGCGCCUGGCAAGCCUGCUGGCGUGGCAGACUCCAGAUUUGUCAUUGGCGUCACGGAAGAACAUGGACACUGGGAUCGCCUCCGCCUGGAGGAGUUUGAAGAUCUCCAUCGGAUGCAACGGGAGGGCUUGGGUCGCAUCCAAGAGUGGCGUGAUGCAUCGGCCGUUGUUUUGGUGGCCAAGUGGCGCGCUUUGGCACAGAUCGCUUCUUCAGCAGGAUUCUAUGAUGGCCUUGCUGCAUCUGGUGGCAUUGUUGAGGUUGCAGCUGAGAUCCUUCUUGAGCUCGAUUCAUUGCAAACCCCGCAUGUGGCAUAUUGGGCCAUCGUUGCACGUCGACUCGCUUACCCAGCCUAUUUUCAAAGCAAAGCGAUUUUAGGAGAGAAGCAGGAGGAGAUGCUGCAAAAUCUCUGUCGAUGUAUACGUGGCUUCAUCUCGCAGAGCAUUGGAGAUAGUGCCAUCGUCAUGAGCCGCGGCUGCAUGCUGGAGCUGUGUGGCGCCCUCUGUGAUCCCGAGCUCCGCGCAGCGGAGCAGCGUCUCCACUCGAGGGCGCUCACCAGCUCCGUUGCAGAGCUGCUUGCCCUGGGUGAAGUUGGUACAGGUGUCUCUCGCUCCUUGACGGUGCCCUUGCUCUCCAUGCUCUUCGCUGAAACAUCUUUACCUGAUGGUGCAGAGGAAAGCGUGGCCUCCGCUGCGGACUUGUUGACCGCACUAGUGAUGCACAGUGAGUACACCAUCAAAGAUGGGGCUUUCUGUCACAGCACCCUUCCAUGCACAGGAGCUUUGGAUGACGAUGGGCCCGGAGGUCAAGCAACACUUGCUGCAACGGUUCCAGACGCUGAAGCUCUUUGUGCAAAGUUCGGAGGCACCACAGGACUUCCCCGCAUCAUGGCCUUGGCAGCGCUGGACGGCUUCGCAAGAACCUCCACCUCGCAAGGUCAUGUUCGGAUACCUGCCCUCAUUCGGGAGAUCUUGAUCAGGCUUUUGGAAGCGCUUCGCAAAGAGUUGCAGGCACUUCUGGACAGGCCAGGUGGCGCCAACAAACCCUUGACGCCCAUGCCCCUGAGUCCACAGCACCGGCUGCAGCUUCGUGGAUGGCAGGCCGUGCUGAUUCUGGGUUGCCAUGCGCAGAAAGACAAAGAGACAGCCGAAAUGCUUUUGUCAGAGCUUUUCUGGCACCUCAGGACGCCACACCUGCCCGAUGUACGUGAUUACCAGGAACUACUGGGUUGCCUCCUUUGCCGGAGCUUUCAAGAUCUGGCGAUGCAACAUUUGAUACCUGCCCUGGGGUGCUAUCACUGCAAUAAUCAAGUCAGUGCGUCUCUCUUGGUUAUUAGCAGCUUUCUCUUUCGCGAUUGGGUUUCAUCCCCGCCACCGUUCCCUCAUCUGCCGCUGCUCGUGGCCGUGGUGCCUUACCUGGGCCACAAUUCAGCCUAUGUCCGAGGAACAGCUUCAUGGGGAUUCUAUGAGCUCAUUGAGGCGGCGAAAAACAAUGGAUCUUUUCCUGAUGGAGAUGCAUCUCAGAGGCUACUCUUGGAGUUGCACAGCUUCCUGGCCACCAACCGCGAGUGUCAAAAGAUGCGGAGAAGACUGCGCCCGAUCUUCCUCUCCUACGACACUUCCAAGUCUGCUUUAGCAGCCCUCACGAAGCUUUCAGAAGUCUUGCCAUCAGAUGGGAAAGAGAUCCUGCAGCCAUUGCACAUCUUUGCGAAUGGAGAUUUCAAGCCUUCUCAAACCUUCCUGGAGCUGUUGAAAGACGAAGUGGCACAGGAGAUGGAGAGGAUUUUUGAGGGAGAGGAUCCUAGUCAAUAUUCUUCCUCAUCAGAGCACUGGCAGGAGGCGCAGCUAGCAGCGUUGCGAGCUGUGCGCCAGCUUCAAGGUCCCGUGGAAGAAGAGCAGGAAGCCACUGGUCUGGUGCAUGCCGCAGGGGGAGCCUCUGGGUUGCAAAGGAAAUUUGUACCUCCAGCACCACCGCGGCUGCCAGAUGAUGCAGGCGGUGCUUCCACAUCCAAGCGAGCUCCAUUGGUGGUUCUUGCCUCUCUAGUUGAUAAGCUGCCGAACUUGGCCGGGCUCAGCCGCACCUGCGAAGUCUUCCAUUGUGAAGCAUUGUGUUUGCCAAAUCUCAAGGUGGUCUCGGAACAGGCCUUCCAGUCCAUUUCCGUGACCGCGGAGAAGUGGCUUCCGCUGCGAGGAGUGCCGAAGUCUCAGUUGAAGGAGCACCUCUUGGAGCUUCGAAGAAGUGGAUACAUCUUGCUGGGCGUGGAGCAGACGCACACCAGUGUGCCAUUGGAUCAGUCUGGGCCGACAGAAAAUCCAGGAAAAUCAGAAAGAAGAGUUGAUGAAACCUGUGGAAGAGAGUUUUGUUUGUUUAUGUAUUCUUUUUCCAUGUUGCAAAGUAGUGUGGAGCACACAGGAAGUGGAUUUGGGUUUGCUCAGGUGGCAAUUUUCCGAGCACACAGCGAUAUUGCUAGGCAAGAUUUGCAUUGCAGCUGGAGUUUCGGAGCACUUUCGCAAACGAUGCAGCAGGUGCCGAGAAGGAGGGUAUCGAUGCCGAUUUGCUGCCUCUACUCGACGGAUGCGUGGAGAUUCCUCAACAAGGGCAACUACGAUCCCUCAACGUCCAUGUAAGUGGAUCCAUUGUGAUUUGGGAGUAUGUUCGCCAGGCGCGAAUGCGCGCUGUAACAGCGAAGGCUUCUGAACCGUCUUGAUUGCGAAGAGGAAAA